This is a messenger RNA of Ipomoea triloba (trilobed morning glory), 1186 nucleotides long. RefSeq names its product dof zinc finger protein DOF2.4-like. NCBI's taxonomy places the organism in Eukaryota, Viridiplantae, Streptophyta, Magnoliopsida, Solanales, Convolvulaceae. Bases 202 to 1047 code for a protein of 281 amino acids. Gene Ontology annotation, molecular function: DNA binding; DNA-binding transcription factor activity. The record is from RefSeq and is a predicted model, not a curated record. The transcript is spliced from 2 exons. Gene Ontology annotation, biological process: regulation of DNA-templated transcription.
AAGCUCUUCAUGACUUUAUUUUGGCUCCACAUUCCCAUCUUUCUUGCUUAGCUUUAUCCUUCUCUUCUGAUCUCUUGCCAAACCCUACUCCCAUCAUAUCCAGUUGAUGAUCUGCGUUUCCACUAACAUCCCAAAACUCUACCCCAUCUUUCCAACUUUACAAAAAAGAAAAGCAAACUAAAGAUCUUCAAGCUAAGAACAAUGGUUUUUGGCUCCAUUCCAGCUUAUCUUGAUCCAGCCAACUGGCAACAAGUACAGCCAAAUCAUCAUAGUGGACUUUGCGUCCCACCAAGCAGUCAGUGCUCUUCAGCACCGGUACCGGCGCCGGCGCAAGUGGGGUCAAUCCGGCCAGGUUCCAUGGCGGAGCGAGCCCGCCUAGCCAACAUACCGGCGCAGGACGCCGCCCUAAACUGCCCUAGAUGCGAAUCAACAAACACAAAGUUUUGCUAUUUCAACAACUACAGCCUCACCCAGCCGCGCCACUUCUGCAAGUCGUGCAGGCGCUACUGGACACGCGGCGGCGCUCUCAGGAACGUCCCCGUCGGCGGCGCCUGCCGCCGCAACAACAACAAAAGAUCAAACACCAAACCACCAAGUAAUAGUACUAAUAAUACUCCCACAUCUUCCACUUCUAGUCCUGCCUCAACUACUACCUUAUUAGGCUUCUUGCCUCCCAACUUCAAUCUCCCCCCUCUUCUCGGCGCCCAACUUUCCGAUACCCAUUUUCAUGGCGGCGAAGGGGUCGGUUCUUUACUUUCCGGUAGCGCCGCCGUUGAUCCGUGGCGGCUUCAGCAAGCUUCGCCGCGGCAACUGUCUUUCUUGGGCGGUCUGAAUCCUUCAUCGUAUGGAUUAUAUCCAUUUCAAGAUGGUUCGGGUACGAUGUUGGGACAAAUGGCUUCCAAUUCAGUGAUGAAAAUGGAACAAGCUAAUCAAGAAUCGAGAUUGUUUUCACCUUGGUCGCAGAUUUUUAUGAUUCCAGCAAGUGAUGAACAGUGGAAUUGUGUUACUGAUGUUUCUGCUAACCUUAACUCUUCUGCCAACAUGUGAUAUGAUGUUUCUUAGCUAGUUUGCAUGCAUUUUCGUUAGAGCAAAACUGAAAAAAAAAAAAAAAAUGUUCCUUUUUAUUUGUUGUAGUGAUCCCUUUGAUCGAAAUGUUUUGGGAGAAUUAAUUUCUCUAUUUAAAUCU